AUGAUGUUGACGCCCAGCACUGCUUUCGGACGUGCACACGCCACCCCACUGCCCUACAGCUGCCCUAGAGCAUGGCAUGCACUUGUUCCUCAUCCUAGCAGAGCUGAAUCGAAAACCUCAUGGAGGAAAACCAUUUCUAGCAGGAGACAACAGCGGUUAAACGUCUCAGUGUCUGCCGUCGCCACUGAACUUGCAGAAGUGCAAGAGAAGUUUGGUAUUGUUGACCACGUAAAAAUUACUGAGGGCGAGGGGGGCCUUCCCAAGGUGGUCCUGCGCCAUUCAUGCGGGUCAAAGGCUGAGGUGUACCUGUACGGAGCUGUUGUGGCCUCCUGGACUCAGCCGAGCGGCGAUGAAGUGCUGUAUGUCCGGCCAGACGCCAAAUUUGACAAGAGCAAGCCCAUAUCUGGUGGCAUUCCCCACUGCUUCCCGCAGUUUGGGCCGGGGCCAGCGAUGCAGCAGCAUGGCUUUGCGCGCAAUCUAGAUUGGACGAUCAGUGCCACUAGCGCAGACUUGCAGCCGGAUGAGCGCGAUCCCACUGUGGAGCUCACCCUCACUGACAAUGAUUACACCAGGAAGAUGUGGCCGCACGCUUUCAAGGCUGUGUACACAGUGACACUGCAUGAGGAGCAGCUUCGAACGGACCUGCGUGUCAUCAACACAGGCAAUGAGCCUUUUGACUUCACAGCAGCGAUGCACACGUACAUCGAGGUUCUUGACAUCGAGGUGGCCAAAGUGCGUGGGCUUCAGGGCUUGACCUUCCUCGAUAAGGUGCCAAACCCAGAAGAGCCAGAGACCAAGGAGGAAGAUCGUGAGGUGGUCUCCUUCAGUGGCCCGGUGGACUCUGUGUAUCUCAAAGCAAAGGAUUACGUGGAGCUGGAUGUUGGCACUGGAGCAGCUGUGGCCAUCUCCUCUAGCGGCUGGGAGGAUAUUGUUGUGUGGAGUCCUUGGACAGCAAUGGAAGACUGCUACAAGAAAUUCUGUUGCGUGGAGAACGCCAAGUUUGGCACGCCUGCUACAGUGCAGCCUGGAGAGUCAUGGCGGGGAACACAGGACUUCGCUGUGAUUGACUUAGAGUGA
This is a messenger RNA of Coccomyxa subellipsoidea C-169, 1077 nucleotides long. RefSeq names its product apospory-associated protein C. Gene Ontology annotation, molecular function: isomerase activity; carbohydrate binding. Gene Ontology annotation, biological process: carbohydrate metabolic process. The coding region runs from base 1 to 1077 and encodes 358 amino acids. The transcript has 9 exons. NCBI's taxonomy places the organism in Eukaryota, Viridiplantae, Chlorophyta, Trebouxiophyceae, Coccomyxaceae. The record is from RefSeq and is a predicted model, not a curated record.